AUGCAGAGCCAAAUGAUGCUCAUGCAGGCUAUGGAGCGCUACGGGAUGCUUGAUCUCGCAAAUAGUGCGCUUGAGCAAUGCUGGGACAUAUGUUAUGACCGUAACCUCACCCGACACGAAUUAGUUGAAGGGGUUCUACCGGACGCUAAACUACAAAAGAUGGAGGCUUGCCAGCGGAAGUGCAUCGCACGGCACUUUGAGGUUAUGCGUUUGAUGAACGCUUCGAGGGAGCAACGGGAAAAAGAGAUGCUGCAAGGGCUGCCCCCGGGAUCCCUCGGUAUGGAGUAG
Messenger RNA from Trypanosoma brucei brucei TREU927, 288 nucleotides. RefSeq lists its product as hypothetical. Bases 1 to 288 code for a protein of 95 amino acids. NCBI's taxonomy places the organism in Eukaryota, Euglenozoa, Kinetoplastea, Trypanosomatida, Trypanosomatidae. The record is from RefSeq and is a predicted model, not a curated record. The transcript has a single exon.